AUGCUCGCCCCGCUCAAGCGCUGCACCGCCGCGGGCCCGUGCGCGAUGGAACCCCCCGCGCCCGAGGGCGCGCCGCCCGCCAAGCGCCGCCGCGAGCGCGUCGUGCCCUCGCGGUUCCGCGACUCGGCCGUCCUGCCGCUCGCCAAGAAGCCCUGCAAGCCCGCGCCCGCCGCCGUGGACGACGGCGGCGAGGUGUACGAGGUCGAGGUGCGCGCCGUCGCGCCCAAAGGCGAAGCCUUUGGGGCCGUGCAGACCGACGUCUGGACCGGCGACGACGACCAGCCCCCCGCGCAGACGGAGCACGACCUCUACCGGGCCUGCCGGAACAUCGGCAGCCCGGGCUGCGGCAGCGGGAGCGUCCUCACGUCCCUCAGCAACGCCACUGUGAAAUGCGAGCUGGAGGAUAAGCCUCAGGUCACGUCCGUCAGCAAUGCUGCUGGGAACGGCGGGUCGGCCGUGGGCAGCGUGGUCACGUCCCUGAGCAAUGCUGGCCCAAGCCGCGAGCCGGAGGGGAAGCCCGUGGUGGUGGAGUGCAAGCCGAAGAAGGAGUGCGGCGCCAGGAAGGAGGAUUUCUACUGGCCCGAGGAGUUCGUGCUCGGCGACGUCGUCUGGGCCAGGUCCGGGAAGAAGUGCCCCGCGUGGCCCGCGCUAGUCAUCGACCCGCUGCUGCACGCCCCGGAGGUCGUGCUCAACUCGUGCGUCCCCGGCGCGCUCUGCGUCAUGUUCUUCGGCUACUCUGCCAGCGGCCACAGCAGGGACUAUGGAUGGGUUAAGCAGGGGAUGCUCUUCCCCUUUGUGGAGUAUCUGGACAGGUUUCAGGGACAAUCCCUGUAUAAGCUCAGGCCAAGCAAAUUCCGCGCAGCGAUUGAGGAAGCUUUCCUUGCCGAGCGCGGUUUCUUUGACCUCCAAAUAGACGGCGUCUGCUCUCUGGAGAAGUCUGUCAACGAGCAGUCUGUCGCCGAUGGCACACAUGAAGUGACUGGGUCUAAUACCGAGCAAGAGUGCCAAUCAGAGGCUGUUCGGAAACCAGCAGCAUCUUGUGAUAGUUGUGGUAAUCGUCUUCCAUCCAAGAUUACAAAGAAAAAGAAGCAAGAAGCAGAGCAGUCACUUUGUAGGCACUGUGAAAAGCUAUUGCAGUCAAAACAAUACUGCGGCAUAUGCAAGAAAAUCUGGCACCACACAGAUGGUGGAAACUGGGUGUGUUGCGAUGAGUGCGAGAUUUGGGUUCAUGUAGAAUGCGAUCGGACAUGCAACGAACUGGAGGAUUUAGAAAAUGCAGAGUAUUUCUGUCCUGAUUGCAAGUCAAAACGCAAGAAGACAUUGGCAGUUGAACAAGUGAGCAUGUCGAACAGUUCAGAAUUUGCUAGCACUUCAAAGGAAAAAUUGCCUGAGUCCAUACCUGUGUGCUGCGCUGGGAUGGAAGCAUUGUACUUAACUGAGAAGCACAUGAUAUUAUGUCCAUGCAAGUCUUGCAAGAAAAGGCUGAUGACUCUGAAUGAGUGGGAGAGACAUACUGGCUCAAGGAAGAAGAAAUGGAAGACGAGUAUUAAACUCAAGAGCACCGGGGAACCAUUAAUCAACUUGCUUGAAGACAUUCCUGGUGGGAAUUUCAAGUCUUUUACCCCAGGUAUUAAGAAAGAAGAGUUGCUUUCAUUACAAGCAAACUCUUAUAGUCCAGUCUAUGCUAAAUGGACAACUGAACGUUGUGCUGUCUGUCGGUGGGUUGAGGAUUGGGACUACAACAAAAUUAUCAUUUGUAACAGAUGUCAAAUAGCUGUCCAUCAGGAGUGCUAUGGAGCACGUGCCCUAGAGGAUCUUACCAAUUGGGUUUGUCGAACAUGUGAAUUGCCCCAACAGAAAAGAGAAUGCUGUUUAUGUCCUGUAAAAGGCGGUGCUCUCAAGCCAACUGAUGUUGACCAACUGUGGGUUCAUGUCACAUGUGCUUGGUACCAGCCUAAAGUCUCUUUUCCUAUUGACGAGACAAUGGAGCCAGCUAUGGGCGUAUUGAGCAUUCCUUCUGAGUACUUUAAGAAGACAUGUGUAAUAUGCAAGCAGAUGCAUGGGGCCUGCACCCAGUGCUACAAGUGCUCUACUUCUUAUCAUGCAAUGUGUGCGUCGAGAGCAGGAUAUCGCAUGGAGUUGCAAUACACUGAAAGAAAUGGUAGGCAAGUGACAAAAAUGGUUUCCUUCUGUGCGUCUCACAGUACUCCCGACCCAGAUAAUGUGUUGAUAGUGAAGACACCUGAAGGAGUUUUCUCUACCAAAUUUUUCAUCCAAAACAAUGAGAAGCAGUCUCCUGCACGAUUGACCAAUAACGAAAACCAGCAGGUUCCUGCUACAUUUUCCGACUGCCCAGCUGCAAGGUGCCUACCUUAUGAUAUGUUGAGAAACAAGAAAGGACAAGGAAAGGCAAUUCCCCAUCGAGUAAUGGGACCCCAACACCACUCCCAGGAUUUGAUUGCGGAUUUGAAUGCAUGCAUGGAUCAAAAGGAUGACCAACAUUUUUCUACAUUCAAAGAUCGGCUUCACUAUUUACAGAAAACUGAAAAUAAGAGGGUCUGUUAUGGUCGAUCUGGAGUACAUGGAUGGGGGCUCUUUGCUGCUAAGAAAAUUCAAGAGGGGCAAAUGGUUAUCGAAUAUCGUGGGGACCAAGUUAGACGGAGUGUUGCUGAUUUGAGGGAAGCACGAUAUCACAGGGAAAAUAAAGAUUGCUAUCUGUUCAAGAUAAGCGAAGAUGUUGUGAUUGACGCUACGGAGAGAGGAAACAUAGCCCGUCUAAUUAAUCACUCGUGCGUGCCUAACUGCUAUGCUAGGAUCAUGAGUGUCAGCGAUGACAAGAGCCAGAUCAUCCUUAUUGCCAGAAGAGACGUCUCCGCAGGAGAAGAACUGACGUAUGACUACAAAUUUGACCAGGACGAGUCGGAGGAUCGCAAGGUCCCUUGUCUGUGUAAAGCUCCUAACUGCCGUGGAUACAUGAACUAAACCGCUCACAAGGACUAACCCCAAUUACCGUGCCAAAGGGCCGCAUUCACAGAUUCAUCCAGAUUCUUUGAUCAUCUUCUCAUGCGUGGCUGUCAACAUAGUAGUGCAACAAGUUUGUGUUUUUUGUUCACAAAUUUUGUUAGACAUAGCGAGGUAGGGUUCAUUCACCAGGCUAGAUAAAAACCGUCGUAACUGGCAGCCACA
Messenger RNA from Lolium rigidum, 3186 nucleotides. RefSeq names its product histone-lysine N-methyltransferase ATX4-like. NCBI's taxonomy places the organism in Eukaryota, Viridiplantae, Streptophyta, Magnoliopsida, Poales, Poaceae. Gene Ontology annotation, biological process: regulation of transcription by RNA polymerase II. Bases 1 to 2982 code for a protein of 993 amino acids. Gene Ontology annotation, molecular function: protein binding. The transcript has 23 exons. The record is from RefSeq and is a predicted model, not a curated record.